AGUGAACUGAAGAGUCUGUAUGAUCUGGAACUCACUCUCUGAAACUCUCUCAGUUGUUGUUGGGUGUAGAGACAAAAUGUUGCUGAGUCUGCAGCUGCUGCUUCUACUGACUCUGACCAUAAGGACAGAUGGAUAUGAUUUGUACAUGACAGCUGAGUGCAUCACCAGUUCACCAGAUCUGACUGAUGCGGAAUUUAUUCAGUCAUGUUAUUUUAAUAAGGAUCCAUAUUUACGGUUUAACAGCACAGUGGGGAAGUUUGUAGGGUUCACAGAGUUCGGAGUGAAGAAUGCAGAGCGCUUAAACAGCGGAUCUUAUGUACAGCAGAUGAGAGGAGAGCUGGAGAGAUACUGCAAACACAACCUGAAAAAUGAUUACUCCUAUGUUUUGGAGAAAACAGUGAAGCCAAGGGUCAAACUUAUGGCGGAAAAGCAGGGCAUCGGUGGUCAUCCUGCCAUGCUGAUGUGCAGCGCGUAUGGCUUCUACCCUCCAGCCAUCGAUGUGUACUGGCUGAGAGAUGGUAAAAAAGUGACCGGUGAUGUGACCUCCACUGGGGAGAUGGCUGAUGGUAACUGGUACUACCAGAUCCACUCCCACCUGGAGUACACGCCCGCAUCUGGAGAGAAGAUCUCCUGUGUGGUGGAGCACACCAGCUCUAAGGAGCCCAUCAUCUACGACUGGGAUGGCUCUCUUCCUGAGUCUGAGAAGAACAAGAUCGCUAUCGGAGCUUCAGGGCUGGUGUUGGGGGUCAUCCUGUCAGCUGCUGGAUUCAUCUACUACAAGAAGAAAUCCUCAGGCCGGAUCCUGGUGCCGAGUUAAGCUCUGGUCUUUGUGAUGUUGAGGACUCACCUUUAAUCUCAGGUGGAAAAGCAGCAGAAACUACAACAGAUUUUAUCAUCUGCAUCCUGUUCAUAGAAUACAUUUAAACAGCUUUUUAUUUCUUAAACUCUUUACUGAAAGCAAAAGCUUUAUUAUUUUCAUCUUGUGAGUUUUUAUGUAUUGUUAAUGAUGAGAGGAACUAUUAGAAAUAUUCUUUACUGCAUAAAUUUAUGUAAGUUAAUGAACUGUUUUAGAGACAAACUGAUUGAUGUCACAUUGAUCUACUACAGGAUUAGUAAAAACCAUUUAUAGACCAUCCUUACACGAGACUUAAUUAUUUCAUAUGUGUGAUUAUACCAAAGAUUUACAUUGACUGUUGGAAUGGGCAAAUCUGGCUUUGACUAACCGAAGAACUCUUUAAAUUUGCUUCUGGAAUUAUGUGUACAUUUACCUUUUCCUUAACAGACCAGCAUCAGGGUCAAGCUUUUAUUAACAAACAAAUAUCUAUUAUCAUCACUAGCUGUGUAUAACAUUUUAAAGUGGAAUUGGCUCUUGAUUUUGUGUGUAUUUGACUGCUUUAAAUAAACAUUUCUUAA
Molecule: messenger RNA, 1413 nt
Organism: Colossoma macropomum (tambaqui)
Lineage: Eukaryota; Metazoa; Chordata; Actinopteri; Characiformes; Serrasalmidae
Product: H-2 class II histocompatibility antigen, E-S beta chain-like
Exons: 6
Coding region: 20-817 (265 amino acids)
Biological process (GO): positive regulation of T cell activation; antigen processing and presentation of exogenous peptide antigen via MHC class II; immune response
Cellular component (GO): membrane; MHC class II protein complex
Molecular function (GO): MHC class II protein complex binding
Source: RefSeq, a predicted model, not a curated record